Messenger RNA from Leptinotarsa decemlineata (Colorado potato beetle), 1820 nucleotides. Its product is annotated as ras-related protein Rab6-like. Lineage: Eukaryota; Metazoa; Arthropoda; Insecta; Coleoptera; Chrysomelidae. Gene Ontology annotation, molecular function: GTP binding; GTPase activity. The record is from RefSeq and is a predicted model, not a curated record.
UUUGUAAUCUAGUGAAUUAUUCAGUUUUUCCAUUCCAAUACCAUACUAAAAACAUGUAUUCAAGUAUAUAAUCUUUAUACUUACCACCUGUUUUGCGGAAUUCGUUCCGAUAAACAACCAAUGUCAACUACAUAAUAUCUGCCAACAUUUCUUGAGUUGAAAUAUCAAGAAAUUACACGAAAUUUCUUCAAAACUUUGCUUGGGUUGAAACUUCAACUAAUAAUUCACCAGAACUUGGACACUUAUCUUUCAAUUUAAUACUGACAAUUCGUCAAUAACACUUAAAACACAAAAAAUUCAUUAACUCACUUUUUAAGUUAUCCUAAAAGCACAGUAGGUAUGAAAAAUGAAUGUGGAAUUAAAUAUAAAUACAAAUACACCCUGUGUGGUCUUAUGAUUACAGUUUACUGUAAUGACUGCUUGCGCCAUCUGAAACGGCGUAAACGGCGUUGAUCUCUGCUAAUCAAGUUAGCCAUAAAUCCCUCAUUUUACCCCAAACUUUUGCAGGUAUGAGUAGAUGCACCAGGGUUUUUAGACAUCUUAGUUUUAACCUAUGUAGGUACUUCAUGCACUUUCGGAACCAAGUGAAAUGGUUUUUUCAAGGUUGGCAAUUCGUACGGCACUACCCAAUUCAAGGUCGAAUCGAGUUCAAAUUGUAAGUUUUUUAAAAUUCAUUUAUACAUAAAUCAAUUGUCGGAAAAAAUAAAUGCGAAUUCUCUAUUCUACCUAUAAAAAUAACUAUAUGAUUGAAAAGUAAUGGAGAGUAUUUUGUCUAUAACAGUGCAUAGACAAGUAUAAUACAAAGUAUUGUAUAUGAAAGGAGUAUGCUGCCACAGAUUCUAGUACCUUAAACAUUAUAUUACGCUUUUCUAUGACAACAAUCUUUUUUAAAGAGCGACAUAAAUGUCAACAUGAAAGUAGUCAAACCAGAAAACUCAACACAUGCCGUAAAAAAAUAUAAACUUGUUUUUCUUGGAGAACAAAGUGUUGGUAAAACCUCCUUGAUUACAAGAUUUAUGUAUGAUAGUUUUGAUACAUCUUACCAAGCUACAAUAGGAAUAGAUUUUCUUUCGAAGACGGUUUACCUCAAGGACAGAACUAUAAGAUUACAACUGUGGGACACAGCUGGACAAGAACGUUUCAGAUCCCUAAUUCCGUCCUAUAUUAGAGAUUCUGCAGUUGCUGUAAUUGUGUAUGAUAUCACAAAUAUGUAUUCUUUUGAAUAUACUACAAAGUGGAUAGAUGAAGUGAGAAGAGAAAGAGGGAGAAAUAUAGUUAUAAUUUUAGUAGGCAAUAAAGUGGACUUGGAAAAUUUCAGAGAAGUUUCAGUUGAAGAAGCUGAACAAAGAGCAAAAGAAAAUAAUAUUGUAUUUAUUGAAACUAGCGCCAAAGUAGGGUACAAUAUUAAACAGUUAUUUAGAAGGAUUGGAGAAGCUCUACCAAAAAUCGACCCCACUCUUCAGGCUUCAGAAAAGAAUGAAGAAAUUAUUCUGGGAGAGUCCGAAAGAAAGGAUAUGAACAAUCAAUGUAUUUGCUAAUGAAUCCUAUUGUAUACAUGUUUUUUUAUUUGCAAAUAACACCAUUAUAUGGUUAUUAGCGGCGGAAAAUAUAUUUAUAUACAGUAACUAUAUUAAUUACAAAGUAAUAUUUUGUUUUUCAAGUUCAGAACACUUAGGUAAUUUAAAUGCAGAGUAUGUAAAAAAUAUUCUAAAAUAUCAUUUUGAUUGUCGGCCAAUAUUAGAUAUAGUUUGGUACCAUCUUAAGAUAGAAGCUAAUCUUAAUUUGUUGAUAAGUAUAUAAUGAAAAUUAUUUCCAACUCA